This is a messenger RNA of Lycium ferocissimum, 1101 nucleotides long. RefSeq lists its product as uncharacterized. Lineage: Eukaryota; Viridiplantae; Streptophyta; Magnoliopsida; Solanales; Solanaceae. The transcript has 3 exons. The record is from RefSeq and is a predicted model, not a curated record. The coding region runs from base 1 to 1101 and encodes 366 amino acids.
AUGGAAACAGCUUUUGUCAAUAUCUCAGGCAAAAUCUGGUUAUUCCUCUCAGAGGAUGUACAGGGUUCUGUGGAGAUAGACAAUGAACAGCAGAUUACUUUGAAGCUGUUUCACCAAAGUUUAAACUGUAAUAUAGUCUUAACAGUGGUGUAUGCCUCUUGUGAUGCUGGAGAAAGAAGAGUGCUUUGGGAUUCCAUUAACCAGGUCUCUAAUCUUUUUGAUUUACCUUGGCUGGUGGGAGGUGACUUCAAUGUCAUAUCUACAGAAGAGGAAAAAUUAAGAGGUGGCACAUAUACAUGGUGGAAUGGAAGAGAUGAAGAAGCAUGCAUUUUUAAAAGCUUGGACAGGAUGGUUUGUAAUGAUAAAUUGCUAGAUGUAAUGCCCACCAUGAAGCAAGUUGCAUCACUGGAAGAGGUAAUCAAAGUCCAUGAGGAGCAGUUUGAAUCAUCUCCAACAGUACAGAAUAGAGAGAGAUUACAUAGGGUGCAGGCAGACCUUAGUAGAUUCUUACAUUUGGAAGAGCUGUUUUGGAAACAGAAGUCAGGACUAACAUGGUUUCAAGAUGGAGAUAGAAACUCAAAGUUCUUCCAUGCUUAUGUAAAAGGGAGGAGAAAGAAGCUUAGAGUGGAUAAUAUCCAAGAUGCUGAUGGAAAUUGGCUAACCAAUCAAGAAGAGAUCUCACAAGAAGCAGUCAGAUGUUAUCAGAAGCAGUUUGAAGAAGAUAGAAUUCCUUCUAAGUUUGGUUUACUAAAGCAUAUCCCUACCCUAGUCACAGAAGAUCAGAAUCAUACCAUGGAGAUGCUACCAAAUGAAGAAGAAGUCAAAGAAGCUGUUUUUGCCUUGAAUGGAGAAAGUGCCUGUGGUCCUGAUGGAUUCACAGGAUUGUUCUUUCAAUCAGCUUGGGAGAUAGUCAAACUAGAUGUGGUGGAUAUGGUUAAGGCAUUCUUUGUGGGGCAAAGAAUUGCAAGAUUCAUCACUCAUACAAAUCUGAUUCUUAUCCUAAGAAAGAGGAGUGCAAAGUUUCUCGGAUACGAGGCCAAUCGGUCUCAAGCAAUUUUACAAACAAAAUCAUGUCAAGGGUACUUUUGCAUGAAAGAUUAG